AUGGUGGGGCUGCGACACCUUGACGACUACUACCGCGACCACGAGCCGAUGGACGUGGACGUAGAGUACGAGGCGGUACGUCCGGGUCCCAGCUCGCGCGUUGCCUCGUCAGGAAGUAUCCUCCCGACGCCGUCGCCCACCCCCUCGCCGCUGGUCGUCACCGCCGCGCUGCCACUAGUCAGCGAAACAGAGUAUGAAGCCAUCGACGAGGACGAGGUCGCCGUCGAGGUCGACGUCGUUCACGUCGACUAUGCGCCACCGUCGCCGGUCGACAUCGACACGAGGGAGGCAAUGCUCGCGAACCUCACACACCCAUGGGCACAGGCCCCGGUGCCAGUGUACGUCCCGCGGCGGAGCAAGGCGCCGCCUACUGCUGCAUCGGCAGCGCGGUACGCGACGACGCCCGACGGGCGGCGCGUGCGUCUCCCCGGCGUGGUGGUCGGCGGGGAGAUGGACGGCUGGGUCGAGCAGGAGGCGCCUAGCGCCGCCGCAGGGCGCCCCGUGAUCGGGGUCAAGAAGAAGCGCGAGCGCUUCGAGCGCGUCGACGACGACGGGGCCGAGACGGCGUCGCUGGCCGACAUCACCGGCGGCGUUGGCGGCGUGAGCAAGGCUUUCCGCCGCGCGCUGUCUGCCUCGUCCGGGGGCAGCUCGAGCGCGCCGGCCAUGCCUAGUCCCGGAUUGUGUGGUGUCGGUGAAGGGCCCCCGACGUUGAUGACGCCCAUGGGGUUUGCGUAG
Molecule: messenger RNA, 735 nt
Organism: Vanrija pseudolonga
Lineage: Eukaryota; Fungi; Basidiomycota; Tremellomycetes; Trichosporonales; Trichosporonaceae
Exons: 2
Coding region: 1-735 (244 amino acids)
Source: RefSeq, a predicted model, not a curated record